AUGCUGACUACAGCUGACCGACUUACGUCAUCGUGUUACUGACACCUUAUCGUUAUGAGUGUGUCACUCAUAACAGAAUUUAAGAACUGUACAUGGAGAAAUUUGUCAAUCGUUUUCAGCAGCAUGUUUGGCUUUAGGUUUGAUUGAAGAUGAUGAUGAAUGGAAACGAGCUAUAAAUGAAGCUGUUGGAUGGAUGAUGCCAAGACAACUUCGUAGAUUAUUUGUACGUAUAUUAUUACAUUGUCAACCGUUGCAUCCCGAAGAGUUCUGGGAAAGUUUUAAAGUAGCAAUGUCUGAAGAUUAUAUUCGACAUUUUGGAAUGAUACAAGAACAAAAGAAAGCAUAUGCACAAAUCAAUGCCAUGUUGUGUGCUGAAAGCAAAAGUCUUGCUGAUUUUCCACAAAUGGAACAAUUGCAAGAAAAUAACAAAGAUGAUUUUAUGACACUUGAACAAGUUAUGGAAAUUGGUACCAAACAAUAUAAUCAAUUAAAUAAAAAGCAAAAAGAAAUAAUAGAAUUAAUAUAAAACAGAUUAGACAAUAAUAGUCAUAACAAUAAUUGUUUUUAUAUUGAUGGUCCAGGUGGUUCAGGUAAAACGUUUAUAUACACAAAUAUUUAUUAUUUAGCCAAAAUUCGAAAUAAACAUGUAUGUACGAUGGCUUUUACGGACAUUGCAGCGACGUUACUGCCUGCGGGAAAACGGUUCAUAAGACUUUUAGAUUGCCAGUUCCAUUAUUUGCUGAUUCAUCAUCCAGCAUUAAAAUACAAUCAAAAGAAGCGCAAUAUUUAAAAGAAAUAGAUAUUUAUAUUUGGGAUGAAGCGCCAAUGGCACCCCGAUAUGCUUUAGAGAUUAUGGAUCAAACGUUGCGUGACAUUAUGAAUAACUUACCUUUUGGAGGAAAAAUUAUCGAACUAAGUGGUGAUUUCAGGCAACUUCUUCCUAUUAAGAUACAUAGUAUCCGAUGUGAAAUCGUAAAUCUUUCUAUAAAGUUUAGUUAUACUUGGAAAAAUUUUGUAAGUUUUUCUUUAACGGAAAACAUGCGAGUUCUUCCAAAGGAAACUGAUUUUGCAAAGUUUUUAUUAGAUAUGGGAAAUGGCUCAUUAAAUAAUUCAAAUGAUAAUAUACAACUUCCAGAUUGUUGUAUUGCAUCCAUUAAUGCUGAUAUUGUAGAGGAUAUAUAUGGUGAUCUAAUACAAAAUAAAGAAUUUAAUAAAAUGGCUAAGUGUGCGAUACUUUCUGCAAGAAAUGCUGAUGUAGAUGAAAUUAAUAAACGAGUUGUCGAAUUAUUAGAUAUAUCUGAAGAACGAAUUUAUACAAGUAUAGAUAGUACCGAAAAUUGCGGUGAUAACGGUGACAUUGGAAAAAAUUUAUUACCAGAAUAUUAAAACUGGUCUUGAACCCAGCUCACACGGAUAGCAAAACAGUAGGCGCGCAUUUAGCACCCACGGCCACCGCGCUUCAUGUCGAAAAGUGGCUUUCCAUUUUACUUACCUUACCGGUCGAAAAUGCAUAUAUUUAAAAGUAAUUUUCUCAGAAACUAGAGCUCAUUCACCCAAAAGCCAAAACACGGUUUUUGUUCUUUCACCUUCCUUUUCGAAUGCACUAUGGCUCGUUUGAAAGUAGACGUAGCAAAUGUUAGCAUCUCCUUGUCAGUGUGCUGCAAGUUUGCUAAGACUAAUAUUGAACAUCAAGAGUCAGAAAAGAGAUUGUAGUUGAGCAUUUUUGCAUUCUAAGACGGAAUGUCUUCCAGCUCAAGAGAGAGCUAAUCCCUUCAAACAUUCAGGAAGACAACUCAUGCUGCAAGAAGAAUAUCUACAACAAGGCCAAACACAGGCUUUGACACUGGUCAGAUGAAGAGUGCACAAUACUGUUUGUGCUCUAGAAUUAUUUUUAUCAUUGAGAAACCAUUGAUUGAAUGAGUUGAAAAUUUACACAAGUUAAAAAUUUUUAAAAAAUUACAUAAACAUUAUUAAACACCAAGAUCUGCUUCAAUUAAAAAAUAGUAUUGACUUCAUUUAAAAGUACGUUCACUGAGUGGCUAAAUAACAAAGAUAAUUUGUUGGAUUGAAAGGUAAAACUUAAUCAUCUUCAACUACUACUUAAGGGGAUGCUGGAGAUGGGUCUGUUUUACCGAUUAAACGCGAUUAUUGUUUUUCUAAAAAAUCUUUUUGAUUACACAGAAUUAAAAAUCCUUCUCCAGAAUUAAAAUAUAGACACUAACGGAGUGCGCAGUACACAAGUUUAUAUGAAAAACGAACAAAAAUUAGAAAAUUACAGUUUUGUGAUCGACUCCUGUAGUCGACUCGUAAAAACAUUUGCUGCGUAUAAAAGUUUUAGACUUUGUACGUACAAAACAAGCGUGCCUCGCACAUUGCAUUAAAAGCAAGAACAAUUCUGUGCUUUUAGAAAUGAGCUUAGACGCUUCAGUAUAAUGAUUUCUUUUAAUGAAAAUCUUGUAUGUAUGUGUGAGUGCGGAUUCGGAAAAAGUCGGUAAGUAAUAUGAAAAAAAAUUUUUGUUUCUCGAUAUAAAAUCCAAUUCACAGAUUGAUAUUAAUAUGUGUACUUUAAUUCUAGAAAAGAAUUUCCAAAUCUAUAAAAGAAAUAUAUACGAAAUCUCAUUAAUGAUGUGCACAAAUGACUCUACAUUAUCGACCCCAAUCAAGUUUGAGAAGCAGUCCAGCAUCCCCUUAACUAUUUAGUGAGCGGUUAUGUUUCUAGAUGCCUAUUCUUUUCACUUAAUUUUGUAAAUAAAAAAAA
Molecule: messenger RNA, 2758 nt
Organism: Monomorium pharaonis (pharaoh ant)
Lineage: Eukaryota; Metazoa; Arthropoda; Insecta; Hymenoptera; Formicidae
Exons: 1
Coding region: 649-1386 (245 amino acids)
Biological process (GO): telomere maintenance; DNA repair
Molecular function (GO): DNA helicase activity
Source: RefSeq, a predicted model, not a curated record